Messenger RNA from Cotesia glomerata, 1586 nucleotides. RefSeq lists its product as uncharacterized. The record is from RefSeq and is a predicted model, not a curated record. Lineage: Eukaryota; Metazoa; Arthropoda; Insecta; Hymenoptera; Braconidae.
AUCAUCUCAUUUCGUCUUGCGCGCACAUCAGUUCCGGCUCUCCGUUUCAACAACCCGAAUGACAUCGUACACUCUGUCGAAUUAACCGUGGGGGCGUCAACAGUCGUCACCGUUCACGAGAUAAAGUUUGAGAAAGCGGUUAUGGAUAUGACACAGAUCAAAACUGUGAAAAUCAAGGAUAUUAAUACCGUUAAUGGUUUAUGCUAUAUUGAGGGUUACCUUAAAGAUCCUUUUUCAAAAGUAACAGCAUUCGGGGGAAGCUACGGAAAUGGGGUUCUCGUUGACGAUGAACAUAAAAUAUCUUUAAGGUUGACCGAAUUUGAUGAAGCAAAGGUACAAUUUAUCGAAGGAAACCAUCUUAGAAUCUUGGGAAGUCCAUUAUUUCAUCCUAAACUUGUAACCGAAUUUUCUAUUCGUCAUCUGUCUGACAUUAACAAGACAGAAGCUGAAGAUAAAACUGCUGAUGAACUUCGCAGGCGUGGUCUCAAAACGCCAAAGCGUAAACAUGACGGUGAAGGUGAGAUGGGAUCAGCCGCCAAACAGUCGCCGUUUGAUAACUAAAAAAGUUUUUUAGAUUUAAAAUCUACAACGAUUAUGCAGUGAAAUUCAUCAAAAAUUACCAAAAUUAUCUCUUUUGUUAUUUUUAGCAUAUUAUUAUUAUAUGAGAUACUGAGAUAAAAUUACAGUAACUUCUGAUGGAUUUCACUGCAUCCAGAGUCCAUUUAAUAAAUAUUCUUAUAAUUUCUAUGUUUGAUUUGAUCAUUUAUUUUAUUUUUAUUUUUCUUUAUCUUUAUAUUUUUAAUACUAUACAAAAUCUAAUUAAAAAUGUUACAAAGCAUCAAUUAGAUUCUGUAAUCUGAAUAUUAAAAGUCAGAUUCAUAAAAGACUCUCCUUAGUCAUAUUCUAAGAAAUAAGAGUACCGCACUUUAAAUAAAACAAUUUACAAUCAAGCUGCUCUUUAGCUAUAAUAGCAGUUAUAAAAAUAGUGCAUUAAUAGUGAGUUUAAUUAAGCAUGCGGGGAAUAUUCGAGUUUUUAAUAUCGAAAUUAAUGAUAAGAAGCGACUAACAUUUGAUAUAAACACACCAUGACUGAUUAAGUCAUAGGUAUUUAUAGAUUAAAUCAGUACCAGUUAUUAUGUUGAUAUUAUUUCAAAAAUAUUAUCGAUUGUUAGGUGUAAUAAAUCUGGGAAAUCUAUGUCAUAAUAUUAAUUAAUAAUUCUUAUCAUUAAGAUAUUCGAUAUUGUGGCUUAUGAGAAAAGAUAUUAUAGAUAUAAAAGGUACAAUAUUAUCAUAGUUAUGUGAUUUUUGUUUAACUCUAAAGCCACAAUAUUUAACUUAACUUUAAAUGAUGACUGAUUAAACAAUAAAUGUUUAUAAAAAAUUGUGAUAAAGAUUAGAUAUUAGUAAUCUUUAUAAAAGAUUGUGAAAGAAGUCAUAACGCUUAAUGAUUCUUUAUAUAUUGUAAUAGAAUAACUACUGCUGCAUGAGAGAAAGCUAAGUUUUUAUUAUCAAACAUUUUAAAAUUAAUAAUUAUAAUACGUGUUGUUUGUGUGUGAUUUCAAUUGAUAAUUCAUUUAAUAUUUGAA